Molecule: messenger RNA, 1077 nt
Organism: Yarrowia lipolytica CLIB122
Lineage: Eukaryota; Fungi; Ascomycota; Dipodascomycetes; Dipodascales
Biological process (GO): inositol phosphate biosynthetic process; phosphatidylinositol phosphate biosynthetic process
Cellular component (GO): nucleus; cytoplasm
Molecular function (GO): inositol-1,4,5-trisphosphate 3-kinase activity; inositol-1,4,5,6-tetrakisphosphate 3-kinase activity; inositol hexakisphosphate kinase activity
Source: RefSeq, a predicted model, not a curated record
AUGCAACCGGUACGACAAGCGGCAGGCCAUGAGGGCGCGUUAGAGGACGAGUCACGUGACAUUUUCGUCAAGCGCGCGCUUCCCAAGGAAAUUGCAUUCUACCAACAUGUUCAGGCUGGCGUCUCUCGCAUUCCCGAGGGCCUGGAUGACGAGGCCUACGAGCAGCAUCCGGACGCCCCUACGGCUGACCUUGCCGGCGUGAUUCCCGUUUUCAUGGGCACACUGAUGGAGCAUGAGUCGGCGGCGGGCGAUGCAGGAGGAGACGGGUCGUCUUUGAGUUACGAGGAUAUCAAACAGCGAUUGAACAAGAAUGGACAGGGGAUUGAAUUAGUGACGGAGUCGUCUACUCAACACAACCUACUUGCAUCGUUAUCGAAACCAGAGACCCACUCCGUUGGACGGGGCCAGGAAGCUCCGCUACACCCCUCAAAUGCCUCCAUUGUUCUGGAGAACCUCACCAAGGGGUUCAUUAAGCCCUCCGUCGUGGAUAUCAAGCUAGGAGCCAUUCUGUGGGACGAUGAGGCGACCCCGGAGAAGCAGGAGCGAAUGAGAAAAGUCAGCGAAACUACAACGUCAGGGUCUUUGCAUAUGAGAGUGGCCGGAAUGCAGAUAUAUGCUGGAAAAGAGGCUGCUAAGGAGCCUGGAGAUCCGGAAAGAGGCAUUGUGCCAUCUGACUCGGGAUACAUUGAGUAUGGCAAAAAGUACGGUCGGUCAUUGACAGAUGGGGACAUAUCGUCAUGUCUCAACAAGAACAUGUUCCCUGUCAGCCAUCUUGGCUACGACCGUGCCUCGGCACUUAUCUCCGUCAUCAUUCAGGAAUUGCUUUACAUUCGACGGGUCUUCCGCCGCAUUGAAAUGCGAAUGCAUUCGGCUUCUGUUCUAAUCAUCUACGAGUCUGACUUGCAGGCGUUUGAUGACCGGCUUAAUAAUCAAGGAGAGGAAGAGGUUGGACCUCUGUACCAGGCUAAGAUUGUAGACUUUGCACACACAUCGCUUACGCCUGGAAGAGGUCCCGAUCUGGACUCCAUCGAGGGUCUCUCCAAGCUCAUUUCUAUCAUGAAGGGAUGGGAAAUGUAA